Saccostrea cuccullata (small rock oyster) is the source of this 1323-nucleotide messenger RNA. RefSeq lists its product as uncharacterized. The transcript has a single exon. Bases 1 to 1323 code for a protein of 440 amino acids. The record is from RefSeq and is a predicted model, not a curated record. Lineage: Eukaryota; Metazoa; Mollusca; Bivalvia; Ostreida; Ostreidae.
AUGAUUACUAGGGAGGACAGUUCCAUUCUGCUAUCUGAUCCGACGAUCAGUGACCCAAUUUUGUGUGAUAACAGAGGAAAUCCUGCAGGAGACCAUUAUGCUGUUCAUGCUCUGAUACAAAUCUCUAAACCAAAGCCUGAACGAAAAACUGUGUCUUUCAGGAAGUUAAGUGAGAUUAACAUUGAUGAAUUUAAGAAAGACAUUUCUUCAUCAGUCAGUCAGCAAAACAUGGACAUGCAGAUUGAUGAACUAGUGACGACAUAUAACACCAGUCUUAAAUGUAUCCUGGACAGCCAUGCACCUGUUCAGACAAAAGAAAUAAUCAUAAGACCAAAAACACCAUGGUAUCACGCCAACUUAAAAGCAGCCAAGCAGGCUCGUAGAAAAGCAGAGCGGAAAAUGCGUGACACUGACUUAACGAUACACAAGCAAAUUUACAGAAAAUUGUGUACCGAUUAUUCAAAACUGCUACUGCAAUCGCAACAGGAUUACUACUCCACAAAGAUAUUAGAAAUUGGACAUGACCAAAAACAACUAUAUAACCUAACUAACAAACUCAUGGGGAAGGUUAAGGAGACUAUCUUUCCAGCACAUGACAGCAAAGAGAUGUUAGCAAAUAGGUUCUGUGAAUUUUUUACUGGAAAAAUUGAAACGAUCAGAUCUGAACUUAGUAAAUCUAAGCAAGUUAAUGUUAGCGAGGCACUAAAGAGUGAUAUUCAAUAUGUGGGUCAGAAACUUAUUGUUUUCACUGAAGCUACAAACAAGGAGAUCUAUGAUAUCAUCAUGGGGGCACCAACUAAGUCUUGUGAGAGUGACCCAAUCCCAACAUCUUUACUUAAACCAUGCAUUGAAGAGUUGCUUCCCUUAAUAACAGUGAUAAUAAACAAAUCAUUAUCUGGAUCUUCAGUACCGACAACCUUCAAAGAGGCUAUAAUUCGCCCUAUUCUGAAGAAACCGGAAUUUGACUGUAAUGAACUGAAAAAUUAUAGACCAGUUUCCAACUUACCAUUUAUUUCAAAAAUACUCGAAAAGGUAGUAUCAAAAAGACUAAAGCAUCAUCUGGAAGUGAACAAUCUACAGGAACCACUGCAGUCGGCAUAUCGAGCAUGCCACUCUACAGAGACGGCACUCCUCCGAGUCCAUCAUGACAUUGUAUCAGCACUUGAUAAAAAUUCCUGUAUGGCCCUAGUGAUGCUAGACUUGUCUGCUGCGUUUGAUGUGAUCGACCAUACCAUCUUACUCAGACGUCUCAGGUUCUCCUUUGGAAUUUCUGGGGCAGCUCUGGAAUGGAUCGAAUCCUACUUGACACAGCGCACACAAUGA